This is a messenger RNA of Cyprinus carpio (common carp), 1803 nucleotides long. RefSeq names its product HHLA2 member of B7 family b, tandem duplicate 2. The record is from RefSeq and is a predicted model, not a curated record. Lineage: Eukaryota; Metazoa; Chordata; Actinopteri; Cypriniformes; Cyprinidae. Gene Ontology annotation, biological process: cell surface receptor signaling pathway; negative regulation of T cell proliferation; cellular response to lipopolysaccharide. Gene Ontology annotation, cellular component: external side of plasma membrane.
UGUGGCAACUCCUGAAGCCUGUUAAUCUCAAAAGAGGGUGUGUUGCAAUGUGAAGCAAUCAAAAUAGAAAAAAGUUGGUAGAAUGACUUAUUACCUUUAAACUGUGUGACUAUGAAGCUGUUUUUCUUGCUGUGGAUUCUGCCUUUAACCUUAGGAGACACUCGUGUCACCUGUAUCUAUACUGAAGAAUGUAUGUUACCUUGCACUUCCACCAACCUUGAUAUCAUCCACUGGUACAAGGAUAAAAAUGCAGUGCAUUCAUUCUACCACAAUCAGGACCAGCUGGGCCAUCAGCACGCGGACUACAAGGGAAGAACAUCCCUGUUGCCGGAAUCUGAAAUUAAAAAUGGAAAUUUAUCACUCUUGAUAAGAAACAUCAGUCUCCAAGAUGAAGGCAGAUACAAGUGCUACGCUGCCACUGAAAAAACUAAUGAUGAGAAGUUUGUGGAUGUGUCAGUGGAAGCUCCAGCUAAAUCUGUGAACAUCACAUUAAAUGAUGAUACAGUCAUCUGCAGCACCAGUGGAGUUUAUCCAAAACCAAAAGUCUUGUGGUCCUCAGACCCUCCAGCAAAGGAGCUGCCGAACAACGUCAGCCAAACAGAAGAUCAGCUGUUUACAGUGACAAGUCAACUGAAUGUGGAAGCCAUCACAGAUACCUACACAUAUAACUGUUCAAUAACUACUAAUAAAUAUAGCUAUACAGCAAGUCUGAAACAACAAGUUGCUUCAGAACUCUCAGCGAAUGAGUUCAUUUUCAAAUGUCCAGUCACUAAGGAUUUCAACUACAGUCUCACCUUGAGGUUUUCCAACACCAUCCUGACAUAUGACCGCAAAACCUCUAUGGAAGAAAUCUCUGAGCAGUGGAGGGAUAAAGUUACCUUUCAUCGAGAAGAUGGAAGCAUUAAACUCUCUCAUCUUAAUCAAGAGCAACUGGGAACAUACACAUGUGAAAGCACCACAGCCCAGUACAGAUACAUUACACAAACCAAAGUCCAGUCAUCAAGAGGUUUGGGAAAUGAAAUCUACAUAAUUAUCUGCAUUGGUAUAGUCCUAGCCAUUCUUCUUAUUGCUCUAAUUGUUUGUGUUGUAAAAAAGAAAAGAAAGAAAAGGAGACCUGAUGAUGCUGAAAAUUCAAGAGAAACAUCCAAUUCUGCCCAGGAGAUGGAGGAGUUGAAUAAAAGCAAAGACUAAUAAAAAGAGCAAACGUGGCUAAUCUCUUCAAGCCCACAGUCAUAUGGAGAUGGAUUAACAAAACCUUACAAACUCUAAAUGAAACAUAUUAUAGAUGAAAACUGACAAGGAAAUCCACUACCUGAUCUUUAGUAUUUAUAUUUAUUAUUCAGGACUUAUUAAAUGAGGGUAAGCCUGAAGAUGAAGAAGACUUUUGAAGGUGAAAGCAUGCCAGGAGGAACCAGCGAGUGCAAUGAGCCCAAAAACCGGUUAUGAAACACAUUUAAUUUUUUUUCAAGCUUUGGAUUUGUUUUCAGUCUGAAGAUACAUUUCAAGUGAACAUCACUGAAGCAGUCACUGCCUAGACUCAAAUGUUACAGACAAUCUUUUCUGUAUACUGAAGAAGCUUUUCUUCGAACUUUCUCAUUUUUAACAUAUUUUGGCUCUGUCAGAAGCGAAUAGAUCAGAUUCCAUUCAUUAAUCUAUUGUCUCAGGGCCAUGACGUGCAGAAAACCAGUUUUAGCGGAUUCCACAGUAAUCAGGAAAACAAGUUUUGAAACCACAUUCUUAGAGAAAAAGACUUAUAAACUUAACAGCAGAGGCCAUCCCUGAGAAACAAAAAAAAACACUAAC